Molecule: messenger RNA, 1378 nt
Organism: Microplitis demolitor
Lineage: Eukaryota; Metazoa; Arthropoda; Insecta; Hymenoptera; Braconidae
Exons: 6
Coding region: 117-1277 (386 amino acids)
Source: RefSeq, a predicted model, not a curated record
AACUUUAUUUUCUGUAACAUCAUGUAUUGACAUUUAACAUCAUUUAAAGUCAUCAUUUUUAACUGGAAUAUAUCACCAACUAUUCGGAAAAAUCAUUUACUAUUGUUCGAACAAUAAUGAUCCAUCAGUUGAGUUUUAAUGAAAUUCGAAUCUGGAUUUCCCUAUUAAUUAUUGAAAUUAAUCUAUCAUCGAUAGUAUCAGUGUCAUCGGAAUUAGUUUCAAUUCAAAAACAAGACCCAAAUAAAUUGGAUAAAGACUCUUACACGUAUUUCAAUAGUCUUUACGCAUUCCGAGUCGACGAAGAAAGUUUAAAUAGGGAUUUCAAUUGUUCUGGUCGUUGUGAUUUGCUCGAUGAUGAGUUUGUUUAUAAUUAUGGCAGUAUAUGUGAUGGAAUUGUUCAUGAGUGCUGGCUUAUACAACAUAGCGCAAAACGAUUAGAUGCAGUAAACAAUUACAAACAAGUACGUAGACGCAAUAUUGGUGUUUUAAACGAUCCGAUAGGGGGAGAUCCUUUUUAUGUUAAUGCAGCACGUAAAAAUUUAGAGGAAGCAAGAUGGUUAGUGGAUCAUACUGGGAGCGAUUGUGGAUGUUUAUGUGAACGUAAAUCUAAUUCAUAUUAUAACAUUCAUGGUCCAUUACUCGACUCAAUUUGUUUUGAUCAUGUCGAAGUGGAUAACGGAUAUGUGGUAACAGGGGUCAGAUUUAAAAGAUAUGAGAACAGAAUACAUCUUGAACUUCAACAAGGAAUACUAGCAAACGGACGAAUUGAUGCUGGUACCGUAGCAUGGAAAAAAACGAGUGAAUGUAAUAAUUCAAAACCAGUAGUCUAUAACUUCAGAGGUAGUUCUUACAAAGGUUUAAAUUUUGUAUUGGAAGAUAUGAUUCUUCCACGCAAGCAAGUCGUUAUUGGCGUAACAGUUGGGGAAAAAUUACUAGGACAAUACGUAACUGAUGAUGGUAAUUUAGAUACUAUGAAAAUAAUUGAUCACACUCAAUGUUAUGGGAGUUCCAGAACUCGGAAUUUGGUGCAUGGUUACUCCCGACUUCUGCCACCCACAAAUUUUCUAGGAAUGCAUAUUCCAUGUAGUACAUCAUGUAAACAUCAUUUGUUAUUUGGUGGAACAUCAUAUGAUUCUGAUUUCAUACAACAUAUUGUUCCAUAUAUUGAUUUACAAGAAAUAGUUACUGAUCCGCCUGAACCAAUUCGCGGAAUCGGUUGGUACUACAGAGGUUAUCCUGAAUCUGGAGGAUUUUUGGCUUUAAGAAUUUGGAAAUAAGAAUAAUCAUUGCUCAAUUUAUAUUGAACAAUAAAUAUUGAUGUUGAAUAAAUAUAUGUAUUUAUUAUUGUUUCAAAUUCAAUAAGAUAUUGUCAUAUACA